AUGGCUACAAUUGUAGACUCGAUUCUCAAUUCGGAUGCCUUUGGUGCCACCCCUUCUUCCCAGAGGCACACUCAGAAUGACUUUCCUUCCUCUUCGAGACCGCGCGCCGCACCAUCUGAGAGCAAUGGCAUGCCCUCUGAAGCCGACAUAUUCCCCGAUGAUGAGAUUGCGGGCGUAGCUCGUGGUCGUAAUCGCAAUCCUCUGGACCGAAACAUAUCGCAACUUACCGACGUCACCGCAGAAAGAGUUGCUCUAUCAUUCGAAGACUUUCUCGAAUCUCAUACCGAGGAGCCGUCCACUUCGACGCCUGCUUCUAGCGAGUUGAAGACGGACAAAUAUUACAUAAACCAGAUACAUGGCCUGCGAGAGUUUCAGCUUUCGACGCUCUAUGUCGAUUACAGACACAUGCUAGCAUACAAAGAGGGUACCAUUCUCGCAGAUGCGAUUUCGGCGCAGUACUACCGAUUUCUUCCCUACCUGACCAAGUCCCUCCACAAUCUGCUUUCCAAGUAUGAGCCCACCUACUUCAGAGAUCAUCGUCAGACGACAAGCGGCGCUUCUCAAGCGGGCACAUCGAUCGCAGGUAAUGCCACAAGCGAAGGCAGUUCGCAAGGGGAACGGAAUUUGAACCAGCAAACAGACAAGCUUUUCACUUUGGCAUUUUAUAAUCUACCAUUGAUAUCUCGAGUUCGCCAGUUGAGGACAAAUCAAAUUGGCAAACUUGUCUCUGUCUCUGGAACUGUCACGAGGACAUCUGAAGUCCGCCCUGAGCUGGCUCUGGGGACCUUCAUUUGUGAGGCGUGCAACACCACUAUCCCCAAUGUUGAACAGACAUUCAGAUAUACUGAACCUAAUGUCUGUCCAAACUUGACAUGUGGUAAUAAGUUAGCCUGGAGAUUGGACAUCAGAAAUAGUACAUUCGUGGACUGGCAGCGAUGUCGGAUUCAAGAGAACAGUUCUGAAAUCCCAACUGGAAGCAUGCCGCGAACCAUGGACGUUAUACUGCGAGGGGAGCAGGUGGAGCGGACGAAACCCGGAGAGAAAUGCGUCUUUACUGGCACAUUGAUCGUCGUACCGGACGUAUCUCAGCUUGGCCUUCCAGGCGUUCGACCGGAGGCAUCGAAGGACAACAGAAAUUUCCGUGGUGGUGAGGCUGGCGAAUCUGGUGUCACUGGACUGAAGUCAUUGGGCGUUCGAGACCUCACGUACCGCAUGGCGUUCCUGUCUUGCUUUUCCUGCCCCGAUACCACGACUCCUGGCCAAAGUGUCAAUCAACUCAAUGGGCAAUCCACGAACAUCCUGAACUCACUCCAUCAGACAGACUUAUUCGACCAAUACGACAGCGGGGAACGCGCACAAGAGGCCUACCUGGAGACGCUCGCACAUGCAGAAAUCGAGGAUUUGAGAAACAUGGUGCAUACAGACAAAAUCUACAGUAGGCUCGUACAGAGUCUCGCACCCAUGGUGUACGGUCAUGAGAUUGUAAAGAAAGGUCUCCUUCUUCAACUCUUGGGAGGCGUCUCAAAGAAGACACCAGAGGGCAUGGCUCUAAGAGGGGACAUCAACAUUUGCAUCGUUGGUGACCCUUCAACAUCGAAGUCUCAAUUCCUCAAAUACAUCUCCUCAUUCCUCCCAAGGGCAGUCUAUACCUCUGGCAAAGCUUCUAGCGCAGCUGGUCUGACUGCAGCCGUUGUAAAAGAUGAGGAGACAGGCGAACACACCAUUGAGGCAGGCGCGCUUAUGCUUUCAGAUUCGGGGACUUGCUGUAUUGACGAAUUCGACAAGAUGGAUAUCAGUGACCAAGUCGCCAUUCAUGAAGCCAUGGAACAGCAAACCAUCUCAAUCGCAAAAGCCGGCAUUCACGCCACUUUGAAUGCGCGCACAAGUAUUCUCGCUGCCGCGAACCCUAUCGGAGGUAGAUACAAUAGAAAAGCGACCUUGCGCGCCAAUAUCAACAUGUCAGCACCGAUCAUGUCAAGGUUCGACUUGUUCUUCGUUGUUCUGGACGAAUGCAAUGAGAACAUCGACCGACAUCUCGCUGAUCAUAUCGUCAAUCUCCACAUGUUCAAAGACGAUUUCGUGCAGCCAGAGUUCUCGACCGAACAACUUCAACGCUAUAUCCGUUUCGCACGAACGUUCAAACCUGUCUUCGAGCCUGCAGCAAAAGCACUCUUGAUUGAGAAGUACAAAGAACUUCGUGCCAAUGACUCUGGCGGCAUUGGCCGAAACAGCUAUCGAAUUACGGUGCGACAAUUGGAAUCGCUGAUCCGAUUGAGCGAAGCCAUUGCCAAGGCAAAUUGUGUGGAAGAGAUCACUGAAGAAUUUGUCACCGAAGCUUUCAACCUACUCCGUCUCUCCAUCAUUAGUGUCGAGAAAGAUGACGUCGAUGUAGAGGACGAUGAGGACAACUCGCAACAGGCCCGACCAAGUGGCGAAGAAGGCGGCGACGAUAAUGCCGACAGUCCCAUGGGUGAAGGAGAUGAUUCAGGUCCAGCGCCUACCAAACCAACCACUAAGAUCACUUUCGAGAAGUUCCACAACAUACAGAACAUGCUGGCAUCGAAAAUCCGUGACGAUGAAGAUCAAACUGGCCAGGGCCCGGAGCAUGAAGAACUGCUCCUGUGGUAUCUCGAGCAAAUUGAAGAGUCUUUGAGCACUGAAGACGACCUGGAAACUGAGCGAUCUCUCGCGAGAAAAGUUCUGAAGAAGAUGAUCAAGGACAACGUGAUCAUUCCAAUCCGCGGCGAGGGACUAGUCGAAGGGGAGGACGAAAAUGGCGAGGCCAAUCAAGCAGCAGGCGAAUCAUCAAAUACAGCACAGGGUCAGAAGCUGUCGUACGCGCUGCAUCCGAAUUGCGGAAUCUUCGAGGAUGAGUGA
Molecule: messenger RNA, 2877 nt
Organism: Exophiala aquamarina CBS 119918
Lineage: Eukaryota; Fungi; Ascomycota; Eurotiomycetes; Chaetothyriales; Herpotrichiellaceae
Product: minichromosome maintenance protein 6
Exons: 2
Coding region: 1-2877 (958 amino acids)
Biological process (GO): mitotic DNA replication; DNA replication initiation; double-strand break repair via break-induced replication
Cellular component (GO): MCM complex; nucleus
Molecular function (GO): single-stranded DNA binding; single-stranded 3'-5' DNA helicase activity; ATP binding
Source: RefSeq, a predicted model, not a curated record